AUGGCCCCUUACGAAGCACUAUAUGGGCGGAAGUGUAGGUCCCCGAUCGGUUGGUUUGAGCUCGGGAAAGCAGAUUUGCUAGGUCCCAAUCUAGUCCAACAAGCAAUUGAAAAGGUUAAACUUAUUAGAGACCGGCUUCAUACAACACAAUAUCGGCAGAAGUCUUAUGUCGAUGUUCGACGACAGAACUUAGAGUUUGAUGUAGAAGAUUGGGUUUUCUUGAAAGUGUCGCCAAUGAAGGGCAUCAUGCGAUUCAGAAAGAAAGGGAAGCUCAGUCCUAGGUACGUUGGAUCGUAUAAGAUUAUUCAAAAGAUCGGUAUGGUGGCAUACGAGCUUGAUUUGCCUUCAGAAUUGGAAGCAGUCCAUCUUGUAUUUCAUAUAUCUAUGUUGCGGAAGUGCAUUGGAGAUCCUUCAUGUAUUAUGCCCAUUGAAAAAAUUUGUAUCGCUGAAGAUUUACCUUAUGCAGAGGUACUAAUAGCGAUUUUAGAUCGGCAAGUAAGAAAGCUUCGAACUAAAGAUGUAGCUUUUGCGAAAGUGUUGUGGAGAAGCAACAACGUUGAGGAAAUGACUUGGGAAGCGGAAGAGGAAAUGAGGAAGGACUACCCCCAACUGUUUAUGACUUAA
Molecule: messenger RNA, 624 nt
Organism: Solanum verrucosum
Lineage: Eukaryota; Viridiplantae; Streptophyta; Magnoliopsida; Solanales; Solanaceae
Exons: 1
Coding region: 1-624 (207 amino acids)
Source: RefSeq, a predicted model, not a curated record